CUCCGACACUGACUGAAACACCAAACCACUGCAGCAACCACAUCCCGUCAUUAGAAAGGAAAAAAAGUACUACAUUACACAUUUUUCCUACUGCAACCACUAUUCCUAACUGCUGCUAGAUGCCACCAACAGAAAUUCGCUGGAACUUGACUGAACUAAUUGCGUGUUUUAAUUCUAUUUUCAAUUUGCUUCAACGUGUACUGAUUUGCAAUCGAUUCUUGGUGUACUUGUGUUUAGCAGGCGAUUAAGAAGAGCCAAAUGUGAUCCACGAGAAAUCAAAUUAGCUGAGAAAGUUAAUCAAGCAAAUCAACCAAUUGUGAUAUAAAACAGAAAUUUUUUGCUUCCUUUGAACCCCUAUCUUAACAAGCUAAGCUUUUCCACUUCAUCGAGGGCGUAACUCAUAUCAACCACGCUUUACAAAUAUCAUACGAUAUCAUUCGAUUCACUAACCAAAAUAAAGCAUAUUCUGCUAACGAUAAACCUUUGCGAUGCAAUCAGAAGAGUGUCAGAAAAUGUGAUCCUGGGUGUGAUAUUUCAUGAUUGAUUAAGAAGUGAUAAUAAUUGCUAUAUUAGAAAAAACUGCCCCCGUGGGAUAAUCUAAAGGUCGGAAAAGGGGACAUAGAGUGCUCUCGUUCGAACCGCGAGCCCCAGCAAUAAUUCAUAACCCCUCAGCGGGCACACAUGAACCACGAAGGGUGGGAAAACGAGUGGCACUAUUGUGUGGUAAGAUCGAUUGCAAGAGUGUAGGACUAAGCAUAAAGGAACGGAAGAUAAACAAACAAGGGCAAGCGAAAGCGAAAGGUGCUUGUCCAUCGGUGUCGAUCAAACGCGGGGAAAAGUGUGAUUAUAUAACCCAUCCUCAAUCGGUGGUACCAUCUUCUGUGGUUGGGGUGAGAGAAUAAGCUCAAUCGGUGGGCGGUAGCGAGAGUGGCACACAGCGAUUGGGGCUGGUACGCCCGGAACAAUGCCCAGCAGCAGCUGUUGUCCUACACCACCACCGGGGGCGUUGUGUUGAUUCAAGGAGCCCGAAAGGGAGCUGUUUACGCAAAUCAAAAAGAAUAAAUGUAAAUAUCUGUGAUCGUAGAAGGCGGCGGGUGUUGCUGCGUUGUUUUGCGUUUGGUGUUUGGAGCGAUUUGUGCUCUCCAGUGGAAACCGUGGAAACGCUAAAUUUAGCCACGAAGACUCUACCAGUCAAAUAUCAACCAUCUACCCCAACUCCCGCAUCCAGAUUGGCAGUUCGGCCCAGCGCCUCUACUAUCGCGAGUGGUUGCCUCCUGAAGGCAAUCUACAUACCUAGUUGUUAGACAUCAGCUACGUUCCUAAAAGUUGUUUGUGGCUUUGGAUAGUGAAGUCCACGUUUGAUAUUUAAUUGGAAAAAGGGAUUCCAACCAGGAAAGCGCUCCCAAUCAGAUGAGGAUGCCGGUUGACUGCGCUUCUACCGUCGAAACAUCGGAUCAUGAUCCUUUUAUGUUCCUGGCUAGGCGGAGGGGAAAACAUGUUUGUUCGCAACAAGAAGCACCACAUCUCACUACUAGUGUACAAUAAUAGAGUCGUUACCAAUCGUAGCCGUCGUCGUCGUCGUUAUUGUUGUUGUUGUUGAUGUUUGUUCAUAGAAAUAGUUGUUGGAAGCUUUGGAAUAGCGAGCGCAUACAUAAUCAUCCUUUUUCUGGCGGUGAUAGUCGUUUAGAGACGGGCCAGUGUUUGGCGGAAACGGCCGUGGAUAAGCGGAAAAAGCACUGAUAGAUAAUAGCAGGGAGCCGCAGCCAACGUCGCCAUCAUGGGUAAUGGAAUGAACAAGGUUAUGCCCGGGUUGUACAUAGGCAACUAUCGGGACUCAAAAGACUAUCAGCAAUUAGACCGUUAUCAAAUCACGCACAUUGUCUCGAUACAUGAUAGCCCAAGGCGUUUCCAUCCGGAUAAACACUACCUCUGUGUGAUGGCCGCCGAUACACCGGACCAAAACCUGUCGCAAUACUUUUCCGUCUGUAACGAUUUUAUACACUCCGCCCGGCUCAAAGAGGGCCACGUACUGAUCCACUGUCUGGCCGGGAUGUCCCGCUCGGUGACGGUUGCCGUGGCCUACAUCAUGUCCGUCACCACACUGAACUGGAAGGAGGCGCUUAAGGUUGUGCGCGCUGGUCGUGCCAUCGCCAAUCCGAACCUCGGCUUCCAGAACCAGCUGCAAGACUUUGAGUCCUGCAAACUGUUUGAUGAACGAAAACGCCUGAAAGAACGUUUCCCCAGCUUAGCUUUGGAAAACAAUGAUAGAGAGCAAUGCUUUAUAGCUUUAGAUAAUUAUGAAAUUUUGCUAGAAAACAAAGGUGUUUGCGAAGGCCAGUGCAAAUUUACAAAAGACUGUCCCACAGGGAUCUGUCGUUCGGAUUCACGGAGUGGCUUCCGCCGCAAGGGAAGUACCGCAUCGAGAAAGCAAUACAACCUCUCUUCAUCACCGUCGACAUCGUCUCAGCUGUCGGUGCGAAACGCCGCCCAGUCGUGUCCCACUUCGCCGCGUAGUUCCAAGGGUGCAGGUCGUGGCUCGGAAGCCGGUGCUGGUCAACGGAACAAUCCACGGGCUGCGGGCGAUAAUGCAGACGAGAUCGACAUUGGUGAGCUGUCCGAGUUGCGACGCAGUUCCAGCAUCGUCAGUACCUUCAGACCUCGCAGUAGUCCGGCCGGGCUGUACUCCUACACAGGAUCUGCCCCUCCAUCCAUCCACGGUUCACGGGUCGAUUUAGCGAGCGGCACAGGUUCAGCCAUCUAUCUUGGUGCCAAUCCACCUUCCGCCAGUCCGUCGCCCGGAGCAACCCGCCGCGUUAGUUUAAGGUCUCCAAAAUCAACUCCCAAAUCAACUCCUGAUUCCUCUCCAAAACCGUCCCCCAAAAGAGUCCCAACCACCCCUUUGAAAACCGCGUCCGCAGUUCAAACCCAAACCGGUAGCAGUAGCAGCAAUAUCAAUAAAGCCAAUAAUUCCAACAGUUCAUCGCCGAUGAAAACUGCUGGCAGCUCAAAAACGAACACGAAACCACCAAUUGCCACUUCCAACAAUGCCACCAGAAGUCCGGCAAGGGCACUAUCAUCCUCUCCGUCGACCCUAUCAAAUAAAUCGUUAUCGAACUCAGCGGAAAAAGGAACACCGAAAGGCACAAGCAGCAGUGGCAAAAAAUGACAGGCACCAAAUAGCAAAGCUUAAAUUUUGAAACGCUUAUUGUUAAAAACAAACGCGAGCAUAGCUAAAAAAUUCUGAAAAGCAAAAAUGAAAUGUCGAUAUUUUUUAGUAAACCAUAAUGAUGAUAUAUAUUUACUGAAUAAAUAAUGCCCUUUCCUACUGUAGAAUCACGAGAAUAAAAAAGCUGAAAUGUAAACCAAAUGGUAAAGCGGAGCACAAUUUGUUUAGAAAAAAAGCGAAUCAUCACUAUUAGCAUCGUUCCCCCUUUUUCCAAAUCAUGUGGAUUGGUGCCGAAAUCGGUUGGAAUGGCAAUUUGAUAAUAAUGGAAUCGACAUAAUCCACACACAUAUAUUUAUCAAUUUUGUGAAAUUUUAUUUUAUACGAAAACGGUACUUAGAGCGAGUAUAAUCAAGAAUGACCGUAUUUUUAUUGGCUUGUGACAAAAGAA
Messenger RNA from Armigeres subalbatus, 3614 nucleotides. RefSeq lists its product as uncharacterized. The transcript has 7 exons. Gene Ontology annotation, molecular function: protein tyrosine/serine/threonine phosphatase activity; protein tyrosine phosphatase activity. Lineage: Eukaryota; Metazoa; Arthropoda; Insecta; Diptera; Culicidae. The coding region runs from base 1778 to 3166 and encodes 462 amino acids. Gene Ontology annotation, cellular component: cytosol. The record is from RefSeq and is a predicted model, not a curated record. Gene Ontology annotation, biological process: protein dephosphorylation; signal transduction.